Messenger RNA from Protobothrops mucrosquamatus (brown spotted pit viper), 2182 nucleotides. It is a transcript of the gene FHL2, whose product is annotated as four and a half LIM domains 2. Gene Ontology annotation, molecular function: transcription factor binding; transcription coregulator activity. The transcript has 6 exons. Lineage: Eukaryota; Metazoa; Chordata; Lepidosauria; Squamata; Viperidae. The record is from RefSeq and is a predicted model, not a curated record. Gene Ontology annotation, biological process: negative regulation of calcineurin-NFAT signaling cascade; negative regulation of transcription by RNA polymerase II. Gene Ontology annotation, cellular component: nucleus; Z disc. Bases 5 to 871 code for a protein of 288 amino acids.
UUUGAUGUCUGAUCAAAUCCCUGAUACCAAAAUGACUGAACGCUUUGACUGCCACUAUUGUAAGGAGACGCUGUUUGGCAAGAAAUACAUUUUGAAGGAAGAGAGUCCCUACUGCAUCAAGUGCUACGAGAGCUUGUACUCCAACACCUGUGAAGAAUGUAAGAAGCCAAUCGGCUGUGAUUGUAAGGACCUGUCCUACAAGGAUCGUCAUUGGCAUGAAACCUGUUUCCAUUGCUUCCAGUGCAAGAACUCCUUGGUGGACAAACCUUUUGCUGCGAAGGAAGAGCACCUUCUUUGUACUGAAUGCUAUUCAAAUGAAUACUCCUCCAAGUGUAGCGAGUGCAAAAAGACCAUCAUGCCAGGGACACGGAAGAUGGAAUAUAAGGGUAGCAGUUGGCAUGAGACCUGUUUUAUCUGCCAUCGGUGCCAACAGCCCAUUGGAACAAAAAGUUUUAUUCCCAAGGACAAUCAGAAUUUCUGUGUGCCCUGCUAUGAGAAGCAGUUUGCUAUGCAGUGUGUACAGUGCAAGAAGCCAAUCACUACUGGAGGAAUCACUUACCGAGAGCAGCCAUGGCACAAAGAGUGUUUUGUGUGUACUGGAUGCAAAAAGCAGCUAUCUGGACAACGUUUCACUUCCCGAGAUGAGUUUGCAUAUUGUCUAAACUGCUUUUGUAGCCUCUAUGCCAAGAAGUGUGCAGGAUGCACUAAUCCAAUAAGUGGGCUUGGUGGUACUAAGUAUAUUUCUUUUGAGGAACGGCAAUGGCACAAUGAUUGUUUCAACUGCAAGAAAUGUUCCCUAUCAUUGGUGGGCCGUGGUUUCCUCACAGAAAGAGAUGACAUCCUCUGUCCCGAGUGUGGGAAAGACAUUUAAAAGAUGAAAAACAUUUCUGGAAAGAGUUGUAUUUACAGUACAUGUUUUCUAAUAUAAUGAUGUGCAUGAGUUUUGAUCAAAAGUAAUGUGUUUUUUUCUUAGCAAUACAUAUUAAUAGUUAACACUAGCUCUUUUUGGGUGCUAGGCCUGAACACAAUAUACUAAUAUAUACAAAGGAAACAGAGCCAUGAUUGCUGAUCACACCUGAUCACACCUAUUGUACAUUAGAGCUCAUCCUUCAAACCUCAGCCUCCCUUCAUAGAGCAGAUCUGAGAGCAUCUAUUCAAGUUUGACCAGCUGGGUGGCAGAAUCUAGCCAACAUCAGCUGAUCUUGAAAAGCUAAUUAAUAUUUGAAUAGGAAACUUCCAGAAAUUCUAAGGCUAUAGAUUUGACUGAGAUUUUUUUUAAAAAAAAAAUCCUUGAAGGAAGGCAGUGGCAAGCCACUUUGGCAUUGAUAAAAACACCAUCUCCAUUAAGUCAUCAAGGAGUUUUAACUCAUUUGAAAGAGACUUUUUUUAGUCAUAUUCACUUGAAAGCAAGUAAAAACAUCACUUUAAUAUAUUCAAGAUGUUAUGGAGCAAUUACAGCAGGGUUUCAAAUUGUGCAGACAUCUUAUUGAGCUCAGCUGAGAGAUCAGGAAUAAAAAGAUUUGGUCUGGAUGAUGGAGCCUGGCUAACAGGGAGAACCAUAUUCUUAAACUUGUGUAGGCAUUACACCUAACCUUUUUCUCUUUUUAGACUGUAGACAUGUAUUGGAAUAGAUAUAACAGAGAAAAGGUAAUUCUUAUAUUAGUUAUCAAGCAAUACUUCUCAUUCCUCAAUCCAAACAACCAAUACAAAAUUUGGGUGAUUUAGAUAAUAUCACUAUAAUCUUCUCUUUGUCAGAUACAAUAAGACUUUCUGAAGAAUUACAAUUGCCACUGAUUAAAGUGUUGGUGGAGGAAGAAUCAAUAUUUAAACUUCCCAGUUCACAAAUGUAUAGAUGAUAAUAAUGUAGAUUAAUUUAGGUACAGAUCAGUAAUACAAUAUUUGUGCCGUACCUUAAAAAGAAUGAUUAAAGAAUGUGAUUUUCUUCAUUAGCACUGAAUGGGACUUCUUUCCAAAUAAAUGCAAAUAUACAACACAUUAUUUUAGGAUGUUUCAAGAUCAUUGCACAAAAUACAUUUUUAUUCCUAACAGAUUUUUAAAUUUUCAUUGCACCUUAGAGAUUGCAAAGUAAUAAAUGUAUUUCUAGCAAAGUGUUGUAUUUUUGUGAAUUCGGACAUUUUAAUAAACGUUAACCAUUAAGGUAAAGCUUGAGUAGAAUUCUUCU